This is a messenger RNA of Dendroctonus ponderosae (mountain pine beetle), 2187 nucleotides long. RefSeq names its product potassium/sodium hyperpolarization-activated cyclic nucleotide-gated channel 1. The record is from RefSeq and is a predicted model, not a curated record. The coding region runs from base 197 to 1879 and encodes 560 amino acids. The transcript has 10 exons. Lineage: Eukaryota; Metazoa; Arthropoda; Insecta; Coleoptera; Curculionidae.
AAAUGUGUCAUGCGACCGGGUGGUAUUUGUUGAUUGGUUGCAUAGCUGAACGAUGAUGGGUGAACGUACGGGAUUUCUAAUUCGAUUGAUCAGGACUUAUUAAGAAAGUGACAGAAUGUCACCAUUUGUCAAAAUUUUCGGAGUUUUUCCGCAUUUUCCAUGCAGGCCGUUGUAUUUCGUUUAACGCCGACCAAAAAUGGCAAUGGACACUAAAGUGCACAUAACGAAGAGCCCCUUUUCGAAAUACGGACACGAUUGCACCUUGGAUGAUCUCCCUGAUGAAUUUGAGUACAAUGGAAUCCCCAAUAAGGGCCUAAUGAACAAGUUUCGGCGCUGGCUGAUACGAUUAUGCGUCGUUUCCGAAUCGAGCAAGAUGUACACGCACCAUCUGCGCAGCUUCGGGGCCAUAGUGAAGGAGCGCCAGCGACAAGUGUUGAACUACGGCUUCAGAAUCCAUCCAUUUAGCCGAGCCUACCUCGUCUGGUCGUUUAUCAUGAUCUUCGCCAUUGUGGCGGAAAUAUUCUGCACAGCACUGGACUUCCUGCUGCACGACAUGGAAAAUUCGUUCAUCUACUCGCUUACUUGGGUGAUUCUCGGGAUAAUAAUCGACGUGAUUUUCGUGCUCAACGUGCUCAUGUGCUUCUUCACUGGAUACUACGACGAACCCAAGCAGGAAGUGGUGCUGGACAGCAAGCAAAUCGCUCUGCAAUACCUGAAAACUUUCUUCAUCAGCGACCUGUUGGCUUGUUGCCCUCGAAAUCUGCUCUACUGCAUCGGGUUGUCGUGGGCUAUGAAGCUGCUAGUGCACACACUGUGCUGCACCAAGUACCUACUCAUCAUCAGGUUCCACAAGCAUUUCAAGUACUGUGCCGAGAUUCUAGAUGUGAACUACUACACGUACAUGAUCACUUUGGUCGUGGUGUUCACGUUGCUCUACUGGCAUGUUGUGUGUUGCAUGCUCAAGUUCCUCAGGCACCGAUUGGGUUCCAAAAUGAACCGGAUUUUCCUCAGGGCCAGAACAAUAACGCAUGUGAUCCAAGAGGAAGCGAGCAGUUCUAAUCCGGUGCUGAACACGGUGCUGGGGGCCUUUUAUCGCGGCUCCCUUAUCAUCUACAAUUCCAGCUAUGGAAAAGUGUUGCCCGCCACCGAGGCCGAGAUCUUGCUAGUCUGGUUCGGAUGGUACGCAUCCAGUCUGUUUUUUAUCUACAUUCUAGCCAUCAUCAUGGAGAUCAUGAAGGGUAAAACGUCCGCCUCGCACAAAUACGUGGAAAUGGAGCGCCAGCUGAAGGACUACAUGCGUCACAAGCAGCUCCCCAUGCAGAUGCGGAGCAGGAUUCUGAUCUACUACGAGUUUCGCUUUCAGAAGAGCUACUUUCGGGAGAAUGAGAUCCUGGACACGAUUUCUGAGCAAUUACGACAGGAAAUAAACAUGCACGCCUGCAGGAAGCUGGUGGAAAAUGUGAUUUUCUUCAGAAACCUUCCAAUUAACCUGCUGGUGCGCAUCAUAUCCUGUCUGCGAAUCGAAGUUUAUUUGGUGAACGACAUAAUAAUCAAGGCAAACACUCCGGGCACCAGCAUGUACUUCAUAUCCACUGGCACAGUAGCGAUUUACACCAAGUCCGGUAAAGAGAUCUGCCACUUGGAGGACGGCUCGCACUUUGGGGAAAUUGCGCUGAUAAUCAAGGGCACGCUGCGAACCGCCUCUGUGAUUGCGGUUGAGGUCUCAGAAAUCUACCGGCUGGAUCAGAAGGACUUUGUGAAGGCCAUCAACCCGUACCCGGAUCUGUUGGCCAACAUUCAGCACAUCGCGGCCGAACGGAUGGAAGUCGCCUCCAUGUUGGACGACUACAACAAGAAGGAGCAUUCCACCAAGAGAUAGCGGCUCAAUUCCCGCUUUGAUUGUAGAUUUAAGCUGAAACGUUUUUUUCGUGAUGAUGAUUAUGAUGAUGGUUCCUCGAAGCAGGUAUGGGAUAAGUGUAGAUUUGCGUUCUGUUAUUAAAUCGAGUGUUUUGAGAGAUUUUGGAUGCGUUGAAGCCAACGUCAGCCAAUUAAUUCAGUAAAUACUGUAUGAAGCGGUUCUAGUAGAUACUGGUCAAAUGUAAAGGGUUGGUAAUUGACCAGUUUGUGGCCUAAUCGCUCAGUCAAAACCUUCCAUGGACUGAAUUAAACCGUCCGUAUUUAUUGGUA